Messenger RNA from Triplophysa rosa, 1120 nucleotides. Its product is annotated as GTPase IMAP family member 7-like. NCBI's taxonomy places the organism in Eukaryota, Metazoa, Chordata, Actinopteri, Cypriniformes, Nemacheilidae. The transcript has 3 exons. The record is from RefSeq and is a predicted model, not a curated record. The coding region runs from base 61 to 1056 and encodes 331 amino acids. Gene Ontology annotation, molecular function: GTP binding.
UCCGGAUGUUUCCAGUGGACUGAUUCGCCAUUAUCUGCGUGUGCGGAGUGGUUAUGAGUCAUGGCCUCAACAAGCGCCACAACAGAGACAAAAGGUAGAAGAGGAAGCUUAAUUUUAGAACCUCCAAAUAUGUCUUUGAGAAGGAUGGUGUUUGUUGGAAAGACUGGAGCAGGUAAAAGCUCAUCUGGAAACACUACCCUGGGCAGAAAAGUAUUUAGAGCUGCAUCUAGUUGUUCAUCUGUUACUAAAGAGUCCUGGAAAGAGACCGGAGAAGUGGCUGGAAGAGAAAUUAUUGUGGUAGAUACUCCAGGUUUGUUUGACACUGAUGUUUCAGAAGAGUAUCUCAAGCAGGAGAUCAGUAAGUGUGUGAAUAUGACGGCACCUGGACCUCAUGCCAUCAUCCUGGUCAUCCAGCUCGGUCCAUUCACUGAAGAAGAGAUACUCUCAGUGGAGAAAAUCAGAGCUUUAUUUGGAGAAGAAUCAGAUAAACACACAAUCGUACUUUUCACUCGCGGUGAUGAACUGACCUGCUCUAUUGAAGAAUACGUCAAUAAAGCUGAUGAGGAUCUGAAAAAUAUCCUGAGGCGCUGUGGAGGAAGAUAUCAUGUCUACAAUAAUAAAGGCAUGGAGAAUCGGAAUCAGGUUCUGGAGCUCAUGGUGAAAGUGGAUGAUAUGGUCGCUGCUAAUGGUGACAGAUUUUACACCAGUGACGCUUACCAGGGCGUGGAGCUCUUGCUGAAAGCUGAAGAAGAGAAACUGAGACGAGAAUAUGAGAAGAAAUUACAAGACAAAGAAAGAGAACUGGAGUCCAGAUUUGCUGAGGAAAAGAGAAGACUCCAAGAGAGAGUAGAGACACUAACAGAAUCUGAGCAAGAGAAGGAAAAGAAGAUCAAAGAGUUAGAAAGACUAAAUCAGAAAAAUUUAUGUGAACUUAUUGAGUACAAGCGAUAUUAUGAGUCAAGGCUCAGAGAAGUCAGACAGGAGGCAGAACUGACUCGUAUUCACGAGAGUACGUUGAUAGAAAUUAUAAACAAGCUUCACAGCCUUCAAAUGUAAUCAUAUUGAUUAUAUUUUGUGAACUGUUUAAUAUCAUGAUUGUAAUAUUGUAAAUCUUAUUAAA